AUGUCUUUGUUUGACGACCUUUUUGCCACGGAGGAGGAGCCCCAAAAACCAAAAACUACAAUUGAGUACACCCAGAAAAAUGGAGAGGUCAUUCUGGUGACACUGGUGGGAUCGUCACCUCUGUACGGCCAUAUUCUCACCAAUGCAUGUAAAUCACUAGCCAGACAAUUGGAGAAUAAUCCUCAGCUGGUGGUUGGACGCACGGUGCUCGAGUUUGGAGCGGGCGGAGCGCUGCCGUCUCUGCUGAGCGCCAAACUGGGUGCAAAGAAAGUUCUCGCCACAGACUAUCCAGACCCAGACCUCGUAUCAAACAUACAGCAUAACAUCGAACAAAAUAAAUUACAUAAUUGCACUGCCAAGGGCUACAUCUGGGGCAACGACGUCGAAGAAUUGAUGCAGGAACUGCCUCAAGGCCAUAAAACGUUCGACGUGCUUUUGUUGAGUGAUGUGAUUUUCAACCACACCGAACAAAGAAAGCUCCUGCAGAGCUGCAAGCUGCUGGUGACGCCUCAGACGGGCCGUGUGCUCGUCCCAUUCUCGCCCCACAGACCCAAACUACUUGCCGCGGACCUCAAUUUCUUUGAGCUUGCCCAAGAGUACGGAUUCGAGGUGUUUGACGAAGGAAUUGAGAUGUGGUCUCCGCUGUUCAAGGACGACCAGGACGAGACUACAGCCGAAUUACGCAGCCGCGUGUACAAGUAUUCGAUGAGGCUGGUGCGAGGUGUUGACGACAAUUAG
Ogataea parapolymorpha DL-1 is the source of this 738-nucleotide messenger RNA. RefSeq names its product putative nicotinamide N-methyltransferase. The coding region runs from base 1 to 738 and encodes 245 amino acids. The record is from RefSeq and is a predicted model, not a curated record. Gene Ontology annotation, biological process: peptidyl-lysine dimethylation. Gene Ontology annotation, molecular function: protein-lysine N-methyltransferase activity. Lineage: Eukaryota; Fungi; Ascomycota; Pichiomycetes; Pichiales; Pichiaceae. The transcript has a single exon.